This is a messenger RNA of Phoenix dactylifera (date palm), 1533 nucleotides long. RefSeq names its product BON1-associated protein 2-like. Gene Ontology annotation, biological process: defense response. Lineage: Eukaryota; Viridiplantae; Streptophyta; Magnoliopsida; Arecales; Arecaceae. The record is from RefSeq and is a predicted model, not a curated record.
UAGCGGACAAUCCGGCCAGUUUAACAUACAUUAUAUGGAGUUCCCACUUUGAAUAGUUACAAGCAGCACAUUGGCCAUAUUUUUUUCCUCUAAACUCAAAACCUAAAUAAAACAGGUUUUGCUUUCAUUUACGUUCUCUUGCCAUCAUUUAGUGUGAGACACGAAUAUAGAGGCAACCGGCGUUGGCCCAACCCACAUGCUUCUCGACCCAACUUGCAUCCUUAGUGGGCCGGGCUAAUAUUUUAACUCGUACACAGCUCCGAAAGCGAACAGUUAAUGAUCCAACGGUGGAUUGGCUCGAAGGAAAGCGAAUCCUUCUUUUUCGCGCGAAGGAUGCAAGUUGGAUCCCCCAAGGACUCUUAGCUGCGUUCAAGUAACCGCGAUUACAUACAGCUGGAGCACGCCUGGUCGCCGCUUUUUAAACCCCUAACGCCUCCUAAACCCCUCUCCAAUCACACCGCGCUUAGCAAGAAAUAAAGGCAUCCUCGCCUCCUCCUCCUCCUCUCUCCCCCUUUCCUGAAAACCCUUCCCUUCUUGAAACCCAGGCGAGCGAACGCCGCCGAUAGCGGCGGCCCCCGGCGCGAGCGUCGGCAUGGACUACCACUUCCUGGAGAUCAACCUUAUAUGCGCCCAGGGACUGAAGCCGCCAGCCGGAUUUCGCCGCGCCCAGGCCUACGCCGUCGCCUGGGUGGAUCCCGCCUUCAAGCUCCGCACCCGCGUCGACCGCACCGGCGGCGAGAAUCCUACCUGGAACGACAAGUUCAUCUUCCACGUCCCCGCCGGCUUCCUCGCCGACGACUCCUCGUCCGCCGUCUCCGUCGAGAUAUAUGCUACCGCCGGCUGGAUCCUCACCGACUCCCUUCUCGGAACCGUCCGCCUCCUCGUCGGCAACCUCCGCCUGCUCUCCCGCCGCGACGGCUGCCCCGUCUUCGACGCCGUUGGCAUCCGCCGCCCCUCCGGCCGCCUCCACGGCGUACUCAAUGUAGGCGCCAUGCUCCUCCGCCGCGUCCCCCUCGUCGCCGCCGAGGUCCUGGGCGCCUGCCCCGCUGUUAGCUACCUCUCCCUCAUGGGCGAGAAGGGUUUCAAGAUCAGGCGCCGCCAGGCGGCGGCGCCGAGGGACGACCCCGCCGCCGGGAAGGAUCCGGCGCUUAAGCAGUGGAACGGAGAGACGAUAUCGUCAGACGGCGGGGUUGAGGCUGAGGAGAUAUCGGACGGUAGGGUGGUGCCGUGCGGGCCCUGCUUCCUGGGGUUCCCGAGGCGGAUCCAUCGGAGCCCAUCUGAUCAGAUCUUGCAGCUCUCCUCGACCGAGGAGAGCCCUGGUCGAUGAUGGACUGUCCUGAUCUCUGAGCCACCGCCGCUGUUGAUUCGUCUCUCUCCGUUUUAUUCGUUUAGUUUGUUUUUGCUUGCUUUUGUUAUGAACUCAUUGGUUAUUCUUUAAAUUUGCCAAUUCUAUUGGUGAUUUUGUGGACAUAAGAGACAACACAUUGGAUGAUAUAUUUAUGUAAAUCUUAGUGUUAAGAAGUUUUGAGGUUU